Penicillium maclennaniae is the source of this 4158-nucleotide messenger RNA. RefSeq names its product RNA dependent RNA polymerase. NCBI's taxonomy places the organism in Eukaryota, Fungi, Ascomycota, Eurotiomycetes, Eurotiales, Aspergillaceae. Gene Ontology annotation, cellular component: nuclear RNA-directed RNA polymerase complex. Gene Ontology annotation, molecular function: RNA-directed RNA polymerase activity. The record is from RefSeq and is a predicted model, not a curated record. Gene Ontology annotation, biological process: siRNA processing. Bases 1 to 4158 code for a protein of 1385 amino acids. The transcript is spliced from 5 exons.
AUGUCGGGGCGAUCUCGAUUUCAGAGAGCCAAACAUGCCAAAGGUAAUCUCGAAGGAUCGGUCGAUGACUCGUGGAAGAUGUGGCCGUCUGUCACCAUUUCCUUCUCCGGGUUUCCUAGGCCCCUAAGCACACUCGCAGUCUGGAGAUCAUUCUACAAGCAAGGCAAUAUCACCUCGAUUGAAAUCACUGUCGACAAGUACGGCCGCCCUAUGAAUAAGGGUCGCGUUCGUUUCACAUGCUAUGUGCUAGAUACUGAUGGUUUUGGAUUGAAUGAUAGGCCUCCACCAUACCACAACUUUUGGAGUCGUGGCGUCUUCUAUGUGAAGCUCGAUUCUGGACGCCCUGUGUACCUUAAUGUUUCCCUGAUUUCCGACUUCAAGAGAAACCCGGCCCCAGGCCCAGCUCGUUCAAACUUCGUAUAUCUUGAGAGGCUGGAGCUCCAUGCGUCCCAGCUUGCGGUGGGCAUCCAGCAAGAUGCGUCUACCAUCAAUCUCCUCAAGGGAUUCGCCUGGCUGGUUAGGCUGUGGAUCAACGCUCAGGAAAGAGCACUUUACAUCGGCUUUAACGAAGAGAUACCAACGCCCAGUGGCUUCAAGAUAAAUGCUACAUUUGUCAACCCCCAGAUAUCCUUUCGACUGAAGAUUCCAUUCAGUCAAUUGAAUGAUGUGUGGGAGGUUCACAAUAACACUGGGACCCACUCCCCUAAAACAAAGUUCUCUUUCAUCAUACUCCUGAAUUACCCAGGCAUCUACUACCGCAAGCUAUCCGAUAUAAAAACUACAUUCACUAAGGACCUUAGUUGGAAAGAGGCGGAUACGUGGACACGGCAGACCCGUAUAAAUUAUAACGCAUCACGAGAAUUUGACACCCCGACCAAACUGCAAACCUCAGGCGAUAUCAUGGAUAUCGGACGGUGGAACGUCUUGAAACUCACACUAGAGUCCAGCGAUCUCAACUUCAAAAGCCGGAUACUCAUCAAAGAUGUACUCCGAGAUCAUAACAUAACGUUCCAAGAUGGGGCCCAUUUCCAUGAAAUUCAAAGUAUUCUCAAGCCGAUAUGGAAAUGUAUCGAUAGACAAGUGAAUCCAAAAUGGGGACAUCUGGGGGAUCUUGUCGAUGAGCACACGGUAUUAUUACCUUUCCCUGUUCGUUAUCAGCUCGAGGUUUGCAUUUCUCAUGGCCACCUAUCUGAGUUCAAUAUGACUCGUGAGUUCAUCGUCAGACUGAUGAAAGAUGGGGAUUUCAAAGCUCAGCGAUUGCUUGAGCAUGUUGCGACACACAAGCGAAAGUACCUCAAUCCCAUGGAAAUUUUCCACAUUAAGGCUGCUACGGGUGUCACUAGUUCGAGAAUAUCGGACUAUUGCUGCUUCAUGCGGACUGCUAGAGUUACCCCAGCCACCAUCUAUUUCAACACACCGACGGUUGAUACCUCGAAUCGUAUCACGAGAAAAUUCAGUGAGUUUGCUGACCGUUUCCUUCGAGUCCGGUUCUCAGACGAACUGUAUAUCGGAGCGAUCAGAUCAACCAUCAGUCAAGUAGAUGACGAGGUUUACAGACGGGUCAAGGCAACCCUUGUCAAGGGCAUCACUGUGGGAGACCGCCACUUCGAGUUUCUGGCUUUCGGUAACUCCCAAUUUCGAGAACAAGGCGCUUGGUUUUUCGCAUCUGUUCCAAAUUUGUCUGUCGCCGACAUCAGAGCCUGGAUGGGCCAGUUCAGUCAUAUCCGGAAUAUUGCAAAGUACACCUCCCGACUGGGCCAGUGCUUUUCCACGACCCGCCCUGUCGGGGCCUCGAAUGUCCAGAUUGAAGUAAUCCCGGACAUUACGCGUAAUGGGUAUAACUUCUCUGAUGGUAUCGGCAAGAUCUCGAAGUUCCUGGCUCAAAUGACCAUGAAUAAAUUGAAGCUCAAGACCCAGAAUGGCGAGCCCCCAUCAGCUUUCCAGUUCCGUCUUGGGGGGGUGCAAAGGAAUCGCAAGUUUGAUUGCCCUCAUGGCAGUCUGGAAAUUAUUCGCUCUUCUUCGUACUCCAUUGCAACUUUGAACCGCCAGUUGAUUCUGAUCCUCGCUGCUCUGGGCCUUCCUACGAAUGUGAUUCUUGCUAAACAAGAUGCAAUGUUGCAGAGCUUCAAUCAGGCCAUGACAGAUGACUCGCAGGCAAUCGCUCUACUUCAAAGAUUCGUGGACCCUAACCAAACAACAUUGACAUUGGCUAAUCUCCUACAAGACGGGUUCCGGCGGGUCGACGAGCCAUUUGUCAGCUCUAUGCUUUCCCUUUGGAAGGCUUGGCAUCUCAAGUCACUGAAAGACAAAGCUAAGAUCGUCAUUGAGAAAGGAGCCAGCCUCUUUGGUGUCCUGGAUGAAGUUGGCAUUCUGCAGGGCUGGUUUGACGCAAAGGUCAAGAGAGCAGAGACAACCGGCGCGAAGCACGCCGACAAAUUAGCAGCGCUUCCCGAGAUAUUCGUCCAAGUUACCUCUCCUGAAAACAAUGGAGAGCCCAAGAUUAUCGAAGGAGUGUGCAUUCUUGCACGCAACCCAUCUCUGCACCCGGGGGAUAUCCGGGUGGUGCGCGCAGUGUAUGAGCCGAGACUGCGGCAUCUUGUCGAUGUGAUUGUUUUUCCCCAGACUGGAGAUAGAGACCUUGCGAGCAUGUGUGCCGGAGGAGAUCUAGAUGGAGAUGACUACCUCGUAAUGUGGGAUCCGGACCUAAUUCCGGUGAGAUGGUUCACGAAACCAAUGGUGGAUAACAACAAGAUAGCCCCCGAAUUAAACCGUGAUGUGACCGUUGAUGACAUGACGACGUUUUUCGUCACCUUCAUGAAGGAAAAUUGCCUCCCUAGAAUUGCAAAUGCCCACAUGGCCUGGGCAGACACACUGCAGGGCGGCGUCCUUGAGCAGAGGUGUGUAGAACUGGCACACAUGCACUCCGUAGCUGUCGAUUAUAACAAGACAGGUCAACCUGCAAAGAUGACUGGGAAUCUUGAACCACGGCAGUGGCCACACUUCAUGGAAAGGGAACCUCGUAGGAGUUACCUAUCCAAGAAGGUUCUGGGUCGACUCUACGACGCAGUAGAGACCAUCCACUUUGUACCUGAUCUAUCCGCUCCUUUUGACUCCCGCAUUCUGAAGUCUGAUCUCGUUCCAGCGAGUGAGACAUUCACGGGGUUUGCGACACAAUUGAAACAAGAGUAUGAUGCGGCGAUGCUGCGAAUAAUGGCACAAUUCGCGAUCAAGACCGAGUUUGAGGUUUGGUCUACAUUUGUCCUGAAUCACAGUCGCAUCGUCAAAGCAUACAAGUUGCAUGAAGACUUGGGCCGUAUCGUCGAGACUCUGCGAGCUGGUUUCCGUCAGCAGUGCUUCGAUCACGUUGGCGGGCGUAGUCUCGAAGAUGUUGCUCCGCUAGUCAUCGCGAUGUAUUACGUGACUCACAAGGUGACAAAUGAGGCGCUGGCAAAGCGUCACAAAUUGGCGCUCUCUGACGACGAUGACCAUCGCUCUAGUGGCCCUGAUCCAGACACAGACACAGCUCAUGGAGAGCCGAACUCACCUCUUGUUAGCUUCCCGUGGAUCUUCCAUGAAUAUUUGGGCGUGAUUGCAUCAGGUCGGUUGACAAAGGACAGGCUCGACACAUACCAGAAGGACAAGAUCUCUUCCAAGGUGUACAGCCACGCAGAAGUCGAAGACCUGCUACUUCACCCCGGGCUUGGAGGCACUAAUAUGGCCAGUGCUUUGUUGGACGUUCCAGAUAUGGAUGAGGACCAAAUCAAAGAAACGCCCAUUGAGCCCACCAGCAAGCAUUCACCCUCCGGCCACAGAUCUUCCUCUGAAAGACACCGUGAUGUCGUUGAUUUGAUCGACCUUACACCCUCCAGUCCCAGUUCAGCAUCCUUUGUGUUCACCGAUGCCAUUGAUGAAGAACUCUCUCUGAUGAUACUUGACGAGGAUGAGAACAAGGACAUCAGGUCAGAUGAAGUGACGCCUGCUGCCCGGGAAAUAAGGGACCAUCUGGACUAUGAUGGAACAGAGGAGACUGAGGCUAUUAUCGAGGAGGUCAAUAGCAAUGGAGAGACUGAUGAGGUCGACAUCAUGGUCGAAGAAAUCGUAGAGACGGACUCCCCAAAGUCCAUUUUGACGCACCUUCUAUGUCUGCUUGGCAGUUAG